AACAUUUCAUAGCUGUAGCAUGCUUUAAUGCUCCUAAUGGUUAGGCUUUCGCCUUUUUAGUCUUCAUUAUAAAAGCCUUCACAGUGCCAAGCAACCUUUAGAAAUAAACCCAGCCGGGCUAAAUGUCUAUAUUUAGGUAACAUUGUCCGUCUGUUCUCCCUGCUGCUUGGUCAGUAAAUGGAAUUUCUACGGAACAUGCGCUUUCUCGUAUUUGGACAGCAGAGGGCGAGCUUGUACAGGCGAACAGGGCGAGCGGAGCUAGCUAGCGAGUGCCGCAGGAAGAGUGUGCUGCAAUAGGCGCCCCGCUCGCCUUUACAAGCUGUCACAAGCCGUCGUUGUAGGAUCGCUGUCUGCAUCAGCACCACGGAGAGCGCUCGGCUCUACUCCUCUCCUAACAGCCUGGACACAGACAGACAGCUUCUCAUCAUCGUGUGGGAAGAGAGGAAUCAGGAUGGUGAAGCUGGGGAGCAAUCUGAGUGACAAGAACACUAAGGAGGCUUCUGCUGAAGAUGGCUUUCAGACGGUGCCUUUGAUCACACCCUUGGAUGUAAAUCACCUGCAGUUUUCUGCUCCAGAGAAGGUGGUUGUGAAGACAAGGACAGAGUAUCAGUCUGAACAAAAGAACAAGAAAAUAAGAGUGCCGAAAAUUGCUGAGUUCACUGUCAGCUUCACAGAUGGGGUGACUGAAAGAUUAAAGGUCACAAUCCUGAUAAGCCUGGCACUUGCAUUCCUCGCCUGCAUAGUGUUCCUUGUGGUGUACAAAGCCUUCACAUACGAUCACAGCUGCCCAGACGGAUUUGUCUACAAGCAUAAGAGAUGCAUACCAUCCUCUUUGGAUGCCUACUACUCUGCACAAGAUUCCAACUCACGGGGAAGGUUUUACACUGUAAUCAGCCACUACAGCAUGGCUAAGCAAACAAGUUCAAGAUCCGUCUCCCCGUGGCUUUCUUCGGGAUCCGUUAAUCAUGAAGCCAAAUCUAGUAAACCUGAAGGUCACUAGAAGGUCAAGUGGACAAGGAACUUCCCUGCUUCUUGAGUCCGAAGAACAGCUCAGAUAAAAUGCAAAAUCAAAAACAAACUUGCGGGGUUUAUUAACUGAGAACAAAACAAAAAAGUUUCUUUUUCUGUGCAUUGUUAUUGUUAAUUUGUAACCAAGUCACAAACCUUGUACAAAGGCAUGUUUAAUGUUUAUUGUUACCUUGCAAUGUAAAAAUAGUAAAAAAAAAUACAAAUGGAAUUCUUAAUUUUUUUUUUAUAUUUAAUUUCACUGUUGAUAGUUAAUGCGGACAUAUGCAGGUGAAUGUUUUGCUUUGUGCUCAUUUAUAAUAGUUUGUCAUUGUUCUUUGUGAAGGAACACAGCUGUAUUGUGCAUUAGGAAAAGCUUUUACCCUCUAGAGAAUUUUUUUUUUUCAUCAAUU
Molecule: messenger RNA, 1418 nt
Organism: Rana temporaria (common frog)
Lineage: Eukaryota; Metazoa; Chordata; Amphibia; Anura; Ranidae
Gene: NSG2
Product: neuronal vesicle trafficking associated 2
Exons: 5
Coding region: 452-1000 (182 amino acids)
Biological process (GO): endosomal transport; clathrin coat assembly; G protein-coupled dopamine receptor signaling pathway
Cellular component (GO): membrane; endosome
Molecular function (GO): clathrin light chain binding
Source: RefSeq, a predicted model, not a curated record